Molecule: messenger RNA, 2637 nt
Organism: Solanum tuberosum (potato)
Lineage: Eukaryota; Viridiplantae; Streptophyta; Magnoliopsida; Solanales; Solanaceae
Product: pentatricopeptide repeat-containing protein At1g07590, mitochondrial
Exons: 5
Coding region: 825-2084 (419 amino acids)
Cellular component (GO): mitochondrion
Molecular function (GO): protein binding
Source: RefSeq, a predicted model, not a curated record
AUUAUUCUCCCCUAAAUUACCGUUCCUCUUUUUCCCUUCUUUAUCCUCCAUGGCCGUUUCCCCCACUCUGUACACCUUCUCUAUUAUCUUUUCUCUGUGAUUUCAGCGGCCAACACUGAUCUUGAUGGAAAGAAUGUAAUUGUUACAGGGUUAGAUGGUGAUUACUUGAGCUGUGGCAGGUCACUCUUAUGGUUUCCGUGGACUAGUGGUGAUGAAUACAUAAUUUCAGGGCAAUUCUUUCCUUAAGCAGUCCUGAUGAGUAAAGUUGGUUUUGUUUCUGAUAUCAACAAUGAACUUCAUAUCGAUUUUGCGAAAACAGAGGAUCACUAGUGCAAUUCAUCAAACAAUUGUUGUAUCUUUGUCCAAACAAACUAUUCAUUCAUGUCACAUUUUUUGUUCGAAAAUAUCCGAUGCAAAUUUUACUUCAGAGAAUUCAGAAUCAGAAAAGGAAGAAAGGUUGGUAGAUCAGGGAAUGGUGGCAACAAGGAACAACUUAAGUCAAAGAAUUGAAAGAGUACCCAUAGGAGAGUCCAUUGGAUCCACUUUCCAAAGCUGGAUGGGUGAUGGUCUACCUAUUCAUAGAGGUGACAUUUUCCACACUAUGAAUCGUUUGCGCAAACUCAAACUCAACAAGCGUGCUCUUGAGGUUCUUUUACUCUGUCCUUUCUUGCCAAAUUUGAAAAUGGGCAUUUAUCUAUUAUGAAGAAUUCAACCUACUGAGAAUAUCACUAGGGUGCACUUUACAUGUUUGUGUAAGAUAUCUAAGGGUAGUAGUAGUGAAGGAAGUCGGGGAAGAGGAAAACUUUGUCUUGAUCUAUUCUGUCAUGUUUCAGGUGAUGGAAUGGGUUAUAAGGGAGAGACCAUACAGACCAAAGGAACUAGAUUACUCAUAUUUAGUAGAAUUCACUUCUAAGCUUCAUGGGAUAUCACAAGCUGAAAGCCUAUUCUCACGAAUUCCGUCUGAGUUCCAAAAUGAGUUGCUCUACAACAAUCUUAUACUCGGAUGCUUGGACAGAGGACUGAUAAGGCUUUCACUAGCAUAUAUGAAGAAAAUGAGAGAACUGGACCAUCCCAUAUCUUAUUUGGUGUUCAAUCAUCUCAUCAUUCUCCAUUCCUCCCCAAGCCGCAAGAAGUUCAUUCCUAAAAUCUUGACGCAGAUGAAAGCCGAUAAGGUUACUCCACAUGUUUCAACCUUCAAUAUUCUGCUCAAGAUAGAAGCAAAUCAACACAAUAUUGAAGGCCUAUUGAAAGUUUUUGGUGACAUGAAGAGAGCAAAAGUUGAACCGAAUGAGGUAUCUUACUGUAUAUUGGCCAAUGCACAUGCUGUGGCUAGAUUGUAUACAGUUUGUGAGACCUAUAUUGAAGCUAUUGAGAAAUCUGCAACUGGACAAAACUGGUCUACAUUGGACAUUCUGGUCAUACUCUAUGGAUAUCUGGGAAAGCGGAAUGAUUUAGAGAGGACAUGGGGUGUCAUUCUGGAUCUUUCCCAUGUUAGGUCUAAGAGUUAUGUCCUGGCGAUCGAAGCAUUUGGUAGGAUCGGAGAUCUCUGUCGAGCUGAAGAGCUGUGGUCUGCAAUGAAAUCAAGGAAUUCUUUGAAGUCAAAUGAGCAGUUCAAUUCGCUGAUAGCUGUAUAUUGUAGACAUGGACAUAUCACCAAAGCCACUGCAUUGUAUAAGGAGAUGGAGAAAAGUGGGUGCAAGCCAAAUGCCAUUACUUAUCGGCAUCUUGCUCUUGGUUGCUUGAGAGCGGGGUUAAUUAAGGAGGCCAUCAAAACUCUUCAAUUGGGGAUGGAUAUGGAAACAAGCAUAAAGGUGAAAAGAUCAACUCCAUGGUUGGAAACUACUCUUUCAAUAAUUGAAAUAUUUGCAGAUAAUGGUGAUGUAGAGAAUGCUGAAAAGUUGUUUGAAGAACUGAAGAAAGCGAAUUAUACUAGGUAUACCUUUGUAUACAAUGCGUUAAUCAAGGCGUAUGUUAAGGGGAAGGUAUAUGAUCCAAAUCUUCUUAAAAGAAUGAUUCUUGGAGGGGCUAGGCCAGAUUCUGAGUCCUAUAGCCUUUUGAAAGUUAUUGACCAAUUUCGAACGUGAUUAUAUUAGAAUUAUGUUGUGUGAUUUUGCACUCCUACUUCAAAUUACUCGGCUAAGAGUAGUCCUAUUCUGCGGCUCUGCCAAUUGCUGAAGAUAGCUAUACUUCAGUGUGCCCGUUCUUUUCGAGUCUUGGAGAGAUGAUGGCAGUUUGGCCAAUAUAAUGGGGAAAAGAAGAGAGCAGAAUCAGGAAUUGAUGAACAAAGAUUAGAAAAAUCUGCAACAGAGUAUCAGGAAUUGAUGAACAGAGAGGAGUUUUGUGAAGAUUGCAGCUGAAUGGGACAAGGACGAGGCUGAGGAUGGACAAUCGUUAGCAGAUGCUAAGCACCAAAGACACAAAUGCUUGACCAAAAACCAGUUAUUUUAUCAGCUACUAUCCGAGCUUUUCCAGACCCACUUGUGGAAUUACACUGAGUAUAUUGUUGUUGUACUAUCCAAGCUUCCUCUUACACCAGAUCCUCUUUCUUGGAAUAAAUAUCACUUUUCUGAUAGACUAUUUUGUCACAUAUACUUUAUAAUAAGGUUAAUUAUGACAGCAUGUCCUUUUUCAUCUUGA